CCUUUAUACGGUAUAUGAGAGGAACUAAGUUACGGAAAACAGUAGUUAGAAAACAAAUAGAUCUGCUCCAUAGUCGUUUGUAACAGGGGAGACCAUGAACACCCAUGGCAGUGAGGUGAAAGUAUUUUGUCGCACUCGACCCACGGCUAACUUUGCCCAAGAUCUAAUUGAAUACCUUCCAGAUGGCCAGACCGUGAAUGUCCAUCUAAAGAAGGAGUCCCGGAAGGGGAUUGUGAAUAACCAACUGAACUCUUGGUCAUUCCGACUGGACAGAAUCCUGCAUGAUGUGUCCCAAGAGGAGGUCUAUAACAGUGUGGCCCAUCGUGUAGUACUUGGGGCUCUGGAUGGAUACAAUGGUACAGUGAUGUGUUUUGGGCAGACUGGGGCAGGAAAGACCUACACCAUGACAGGAGCUACAGAGAGCUACAAAGAGAGAGGGAUCAUUCCCCGUGCUCUACAGGAGGUGUUUCAGGAGGUGGAACAGCGGUCCGACCACACUAUAACAGUCCGCCUGUCCUUUCUGGAGAUCUACAAUGAGAUAUUGCUGGACCUGCUGUCCUCAGUAAAAGAAUCCCCAGCUGGGCCGCCUGCGGCCAUGGCGAUUGUGGAUGAGGGGGGUGCUGGUGUCAGUGUGAAAGGCCUAUCGCUGCACCUCGUCCACAAUGAAGAGGAGGCCCUCAACUUGCUCUUUGAGGGAGAGAUGAACCGGAUCAUCGGAGCACACUCUUUGAAUAGAAAUUCAUCCAGAUCUCAUUGCAUCUUCACUGUCCAUAUUGAGUCUCACUCAAGAACCCUAUCAGAUGCCAAGUAUGUCACCUCCAAGUUGAACCUGGUGGACUUGGCUGGGUCAGAAAGACUUGGAAAAACUGGAUCUGAGGGUCAGAUUCUCAUAGAGACUAUGUACAUCAACAAGUCCUUGUCCUUCCUGGAACAAGCCAUCCUAGCCUUGGCAGAUCGACGCCGGGACCAUGUGCCCUUCAGACAGAGCAAGCUAACCCAUGCCCUCAAAGAUACUCUAGGCGGAAACUGCAACACAGUGCUGGUGGCUAAUGUUUAUGGAGAGGCUGGUCAGAUAGAGGAGACGCUAUCUACUCUCCGCUUCGCCUGCAGGAUGAAGUGUGUGCGAACAGAGCCGGCUGUCAACGAGCAUGUUGACCCUGUGCUCCAGGUUAAGAAACUGCAGAAGGAGAUACAGUUACUGAAGCAGGAGCUAUCCGUCCAAGAUACUCUGGCCAACCGGACUGGGGUAUCCUAUGGUGCACUUACAGAGACACAGGUAGCACAGAUUCAGAGCCAGGUCCAGAGAUACCUUGAUGGCACCGUGGACGAGAUCAACGUAGUAAGCAUCAGGCAGGCCAAGGAGGUUUUUGUCCAGUUCAAGCUCGCUCUGCAGCAGCGGGAGGAGAAAAUCAAGGAGGACACGAUUCAGAACUAUAUCCUGGCAGAGAAAGCACAGAGCAUGCAGGCAGCUGCUAAUGCAAAGGGUCCCAACGGAAUAGUGGAUGUUGAUGGACCUAAUUUUGGAGUGGGCAUGGCCCCUUCAUUAGACAAGAACAGUAGACUACAAUCCCCCCACAGGGUCAAAACCAAAAAGGGAAAAGACUUAAACCGGAAGGACGGAACAGCGAGCCCUGCCCUGAUGAAGGAGGCAGAGACCUCGUCCACAUCCCGGAUGAACCCCCUGCUGGCGUCACAGAAGGACAUAGAUGGCCAGGAGGCUGAAAUGCAGAGUCAGGACCCCCAAGGCCCACAGGCGGGGGACAAAGAGCACGUCAGGACAGAUUCCCCUCCUCUGAAAGCCACAGCCUUCGAGGACUUCAAGGCGGAGCGUGGCAGCGAGAUAAACCGCAUCCUGAAGGAGAACAAGGCGGUGUUGGCAGAGCGACGGAGGCAUCUGAGGGAGCUAAGGGACGGGGUGAAUGCAGCCAAGCGCGAGAUCGACCGCACCAGUGCCGAGCUGCAGCAGCUGCGGGAGCAUAGCCAGCAGCAGGGGCGAUUGGUGAGUGCAGAUGGGGAGCCUGUGCUGGAGGAGGCAGAGCUGGCCUUGCUGCUGAGUCUGCAGAAGCUGAAGGGACAGUACCGUCAGCACUAUAAGGAGCUGUGCAGCACCAAGGCUGAGGUCAACUACUGCGAACACCUGGUGGACCAGUGCAGGACUCGUCUGCUCAGCGAGUUUGAGAGCUGGUAUAAUGAGUCGUUCCUGAUUCCUGAGGAGGCGCAGGUGAUGCUGAGAGCAGGGGAGCCCACCAUCCGACCAGGACUCAUCCCUAUGGCCAAGGCCUUGGCUCUGGAGGAGGAUGAUCAGGAGCAUUUUGAUCAUCUCCGCUCAAAGCUGCUGACCAGCCCUGGUGCAAUCUCCUACUUCAACGCCCAUGACAAGACCUUGCAAAAGAGAAUCUACAGCAAGACCACAACCCAGAAAGUGCAGCACAAGAGGACCUCAGGGGGAAGCGGGAAGACCAAGCUGCCUGCCAUCCUGUCUGUGACCUGAAAGUAGCGCUGUCGUAUACGAUCAGUAGGGGGAGGACUACUGUAUCCAAACAC
Molecule: messenger RNA, 2544 nt
Organism: Conger conger (European conger)
Lineage: Eukaryota; Metazoa; Chordata; Actinopteri; Anguilliformes; Congridae
Gene: kif9
Product: kinesin family member 9
Exons: 21
Coding region: 95-2491 (798 amino acids)
Biological process (GO): microtubule-based movement
Molecular function (GO): microtubule motor activity; microtubule binding; ATP binding
Source: RefSeq, a predicted model, not a curated record